UUCGCAGAAACCCAAUUCUCAUAUCUUUCAAUCAUCUCCAUUGUUUCUGGAAUCGCGCGUUAAUUCAAGAAUCGCUGAUAUCGUCGAGGUUCUUCGCUGCUUUAUGCUUUUCCGAGAUAUUCUUAGUCAACGGAACAAUGGCGAUUGAAGAUAAUCGGAUCAUCUCCUCCGAUGAUACUACCGGUCCACUGCUGCAAGAAUCGGAGAGAGACGACGAGAUUUCUCAUCACGACGAAUUCAACGGAGCUUCUUUCGGUGGAGCGGUUUUCAAUCUGGCCACAACAAUCAUCGGUGCUGGUAUAAUGGCUUUGCCUGCGACGAUGAAGAUCCUUGGGCUUGUUCUCGGAAUCGCAAUGAUCGUAUUAAUGGCUUUCUUGACCGAUACAACGAUUGAGUUCUUGCUUAGGUUUAGUAGAAUCGGGAGAAAAAGAUCUUACGGUGGCUUAAUGGAAGAUUCUUUUGGCAAACCUGGAAGGAUUAUGUUGCAAGUUGCUGUUCUUGUUAGCAACAUUGGCGUAUUGAUCGUUUACAUGAUCAUCAUUGGUGAUGUUUUGGCUGGAAAGAAUGUAUAUGGAAUCCACCAUGCUGGUAUGCUUGAUGGAUGGUUUGGGGAAAAUUGGUGGAACAGAAGAACUUUUGUUCUUCUUAUUACUACUCUCUUUGUGCUUGCUCCAUUGACAUGCUUCAAGCGGAUUGAUUCUUUGAGAUUCACAUCUGCCAUAUCAGUUGCUCUAGCGGUUUUUUUCCUUGUCAUCACUGCGGUAAUUGUCAUCAUAAAGCUGUUCACUGAUGGUUUGAUGAUGCCAAGACUUCUACCAAAUGUCACUGACUUGGCCUCAUUCUGGAAACUCUUCACUGUUGUUCCUGUUCUUGUCAACGCAUACAUUUGUCAUUAUAACGUUCACAGCAUACAGAACGAGCUUGAAGACGCCUGUGAGAUCAGACCUGUUGUUCGAUCAGCUCUUACCAUGUGCUCUUCUGUUUACAUCAUGACAAGCUUAUUCGGAUACCUCUUGUUUGGUGAAGCUACUCUAGAUGACAUUCUUGCAAACUUCGAUACCGAUCUUGGAAUCCCUUUUGGUCCGGUACUAAACGACGCAGUGAGAUUUAGCUACGCAGCUCAUCUCAUGCUUGUGUUCCCUGUUGUUUUCUAUCCUCUGCGGGUUAACAUCGACGGUCUCUUAUUCCCUACGGCUCCAUCUCUUACCAACUCUAAUCUGAGGUUUGGCUCUAUCACUGCCGGUCUCAUUGCAGUGAUCUUUGUCGGUGCAAACUACAUUCCAAGCAUUUGGGAUGCUUUCCAGUUUACUGGAGCAACCGCUUCUGUCUGCCUCGGUUUCAUAUUCCCUGCUGCUGUUAUCUUAAAGGAUCGUCAUAACCGAGCAACAAACAGGGACAAGACUAUAGCCAUUUUCAUGAUCAUUCUUGCGGUGUUCUCCAACGCAAUCGCCAUUUACAGUGACGCUUACGCCUUAUUCAAGAAGAACGAAUCUACAUAUUCAAUAUGAAAAGGGUGGUUUUGUCUUCUUCUCUCACUCUACGUGAAACCAAGUGUUGAUACGAUGUCUUUAGAUGAUUUUUGAACGGCAUGAUAAAUAGUUGUAGAAUCUCUGUAUAUAGAGUAGGGAGAGAACAGGUUUUACUUGUUUUCAUUUAACAUUGAACUACUAGAGAGAAAUGAAAGAUGUUCAUGUAAUCAACAAAACAGAGAU
Messenger RNA from Eutrema salsugineum, 1712 nucleotides. Its product is annotated as amino acid transporter AVT6B. The record is from RefSeq and is a predicted model, not a curated record. Gene Ontology annotation, molecular function: amino acid transmembrane transporter activity. Bases 138 to 1508 code for a protein of 456 amino acids. NCBI's taxonomy places the organism in Eukaryota, Viridiplantae, Streptophyta, Magnoliopsida, Brassicales, Brassicaceae. The transcript has 6 exons. Gene Ontology annotation, biological process: amino acid transmembrane transport.